AUGUUCCAUGAUUCCUUGGCUCUCCAAGCUGCUGAGAAAUCAUUCUAUGAGGUCAUUGGUGAGAAAUACCCUUCUUCAAUCCAAAACUAUCACAACGUGGACAGCCCUGAUGAUAGUAGCUUCAGUGGUACAACAACUAGCAGUUGUAACUCGGUUGAGUCCCAUUGGAAUAACGUUGAUCUUACUGACUAUAAGCCUUCCAUAUUGCAAACCAAUUUUCCCACUGACUUUGUUUUCCAGGCCAGUUCAAUCCAAUCUUCUAUGAACACCACAAGCAACUUCAGCGUUGCGAACAGUGGAUUCUUUGCAAGUUCCACUGCGGCCGGAUUUUUGGAGCCAACCUUGUUUAGCAAGAGUGAGUCUGUACUGCAAUUUGAGAAGGGUGUGGAGGAAGCCAAUAAGUUCCUGCCUAAAGGGAAUCGUUUGGUUAUUGACUUGGAGAACCCCUCUUUCAGGAAGGUUCCUCCUCUACAGGAGGAAAUUAAGGCAGAGAAAGAUGAAAUUUCUGCUGAUUCAACAAGAGGAAGGAAGAAUCACGAGCGGGAAGAUGAAGAAGCAGAUUUACAGGAUGGGAGAAGCAACAAGCAGUCAGCUGUGUACAUUGAUGACAGUGAGAUAUCAGAAUUGCUUGAUAAGGUUCUGCUGGGCACAAGAUGGAGAAAUGAGCCAGCCCCUUUGUGUAUCUGUUACGCAGACCUUCCUAAUGGAGCAUCCUUGAGUGCACAGAAGAAAUUAGAAGAAACAAACAAGUCUGGUGGUGGGAAGAGCCAUGUUAAGAAACAAGGCAACAAUAAAGGAGUUGUGGAUUUGAGGACAUUGUUGAUUCUAUGUGCACAAGCUGUUUCUUCUGAUGAUCUUAUAACUGCUAAUGAGUUGCUGAAGCAGAUAAGGCAACAUACUUCUCCACUGGGUGAUGGAACUCAGAGGCUGGCCCAUUGCUUUGCAAAUGCUCUUGAAGCACGCUUGGCUGGGACAGGCACUCAGAUUUAUACCGCUUUAUCACAUAAAAGAAACUCUGCAGCAGACAUGGUGAAAGCUUACCAAAUGUAUAUUUCAGCCUGUCCAUUCAAGAAGCUUUCAAUAAUUUUUGCAAAUCAUACAAUUUUGCAGCUAGCCAAGGAAGUUGAAUCUCUUCAUAUUAUAGACUUCGGGAUCCGUUAUGGCUUCCAGUGGCCAGCUCUUAUUUAUCGUCUAUCAAAACACAUUGGUGGGCCUCCCAAGCUGCGGAUUACAGGGAUAGAGCUCCCACAACCUGGAUUCAGGCCAGCAGAGAGAGUCCAAGAGACCGGGCUUCGCCUUGCAAGAUAUUGUGAUCGCUUUAAUGUUCCAUUUGAGUUCAAUGCCAUUGCACAGAAAUGGGAAACCAUCAAAAUUGAGGACUUGAAGAUUAAGGAAAAUGAACUUCUUGUUGUGAAUUCUAUGUUUAGAUUUCAAAAUCUACUUGAUGAGACAGUUGUGUUGAAUAGUCCCCGGGAUGCUGUCAUAAAUUUAAUAAGGAAGGCAAAUCCCACCAUCUUCAUACAUAGUACUGUCAAUGGGAGCUAUAAUGCUCCAUUCUUUGUGACACGGUUCCGGGAGGCCCUUUUCCAUUAUUCUACAUUGUUUGAUGUGCUUGAUACCAAUGUUAUUCGACAAGAUCCAAUGAGGUUAAUGUUUGAGAAAGAGUUCUUUGGGCGGCAGGUGAUGAAUAUUUUAGCUUGUGAGGGUUGUGAGAGGGUUGAGAGGCCCCAGACAUACAAGCAAUGGCAAGUUAGGAUCAUGAGAGCUGGGUUUAGGCAACUGCCCUUGGAUAAACAUCUCAUCAACAAAUUAAGAUGCAAGUUGAAAGAUGUGUACCACAGUGAUUUCAUGCUUCUUGAAGAUGGCAAUUACAUGCUCCAAGGUUGGAAGGGCCGCUUAGUUUAUGCUUCCUCUUGUUGGGUGCCUGCAUAG
Molecule: messenger RNA, 1932 nt
Organism: Sphenostylis stenocarpa
Lineage: Eukaryota; Viridiplantae; Streptophyta; Magnoliopsida; Fabales; Fabaceae
Source: the annotation of a GenBank genome assembly